Messenger RNA from Mycotypha africana, 1692 nucleotides. Its product is annotated as 6-phosphofructo-2-kinase-domain-containing protein. Gene Ontology annotation, cellular component: cytosol. The transcript is spliced from 11 exons. Lineage: Eukaryota; Fungi; Mucoromycota; Mucoromycetes; Mucorales; Mycotyphaceae. Gene Ontology annotation, biological process: fructose 2,6-bisphosphate metabolic process; fructose metabolic process. The record is from RefSeq and is a predicted model, not a curated record. Bases 1 to 1692 code for a protein of 563 amino acids. Gene Ontology annotation, molecular function: ATP binding; 6-phosphofructo-2-kinase activity.
AUGUUUGCUAAAUAUCAUGAGCGUAAAGACAAGCACUUGCCUGUGCUAAAGAAAGAUGAAGAUUGGGAAGCAGAGGACUGGUCUCGUCUAUCGCUAAGUCAAUCACCGCAACAAGAAAUAGAACCAGAAAUACCCGUAAUGGUUGAAGAAAGCAAUAAAGACGAGCAACAAGUGAAGCAACAGCCAUUAAAAGCAGCUUCACCAUUUAAAUUGGAUGAUUAUACACUGGUGAACAGGCAUAGCGUUGGAUUCGAUGUGCCUGGAGCAGUACACACUAUCGUCACUCCAAACCUCAAAGCAAAUAGACAAUUGGACAGUAAGCUUGUCGUAAUCAUGGUCGGAUUACCUGCAAGAGGAAAAAGUUAUAUCGUGAAAAAAUUACGACGCUAUUUAAACUGGCUUCAAUAUGAAACAAAGGUCUUUAACGUUGGCAACUUGCGUCGUGCGGAUGAAGCAUCCCAACAUCAUAAUCAGUCAGCCGAGUUCUUCGACCCGGAAAAUAAGGAUGGCUCGAAAAUACGUGAUGAUUUAGCCUUAAGAGUUUUGGAACAGUUGAUUGACUGGCUACGAAAUGGAGGAGGGCGUGUUGCUAUUCAUGACGCGACAAAUUCAACCCGUCAAAGAAGACAACUGCUUAUUGAUCGCUUAGAAAAGGAGCCAGAUAUGAAAGUAUUGUUUUUAGAAUCACUUUGUACUGACGCAAGGGUCUUGGAACGAAAUUUUCGAUUAAAGCUCUCAGGCCCAGAUUAUAAGGAUAAAGACCCAACCAAAGCAUUAUCUGAUUUCAGGCAUCGUGUUCUCAACUAUGAAAAAGCUUACCAAACUAUAAGCGAAUGGGAAGAGGAGCAUGAUAUACAAUACUGCAAAUUGAUUAAUGUAGGCAAGAAAGUGAUCGCUUUUAAUAUUUCUGGUUAUCUAUCUGGUCAAUGUGUAUUUUAUUUAAUGAACUUCAAUUUGGCAGAGCGUCAGAUUUUCGUCACACGUCAUGGCGAAAGUGAGGAUAACCUGACCGGUAGAAUUGGAGGCGACGCACCCUUGUCAACAUUGGGUAAAAAGUUUUCAAAAGCUUUAGCAAGGUUUGUGAAGGAACGACGUGUUGCAUUUGCUUUGGAUUUAGCGCAUUCAGAUGAUGAGGAACAAGAAGCGAAAAGUCGAUAUGUAGAAGAGAAGACAGUGCAAGCGACAGCAGAAGCAAUUAACAGCUCUCAAUUUACAAUAUGGACCAGUAUGUUGAAAAGAUCCAUGCAAACAGCAGCUGCAUUUGAUCCGGAUGAGUAUGAUAUUAAGCAUAUACGAUUUCUGAACGAAAUAAACUCAGGCGCUCGGGAGGGUAUGACUUACGAAGAAAUUAAAGCACAAUAUCCAGGCGAAUUUGAGGCAAGACAAAAGGACAAACUCUACUAUCGUUAUCCUGGAAUGGGGGGCGAAUCAUACAUAGAUGUUAUUCAUCGAUUGCAGUCAAUGAUUAUUGAGCUGGAGAGGAUGAGUAACUCUUGUCUGAUAAUUACUCAUAGGGUUGUAUUGCGUAUCUUACUGGGUUAUUUGCUCGAAUGGUCUAGACAAGAAAUGCCUCAUAUGCUUGUACCAAUACACACUGUUUAUGAACUACGACCCAAACCUUAUGGUGUCGAACUUACCAGUUGGGUUUAUAAUGAAGAAACUGAUAGCUUUGCGGAAUUACGAGAAGGUUAA